UUAACAGCGCCAUUUAGACAUUCACUUCACUUCUUCUGUGUUCGUUUUUGCUGCGACAGAAAUUAACUUAUUUUCUGCUGAAAAAAAACCUUUAAAUUUCGAUAAAAUGAGUUCCACAAGAAAUUUUAUUGACACAGAUUCGUCGGUGCUUGACAGUAAAUUACGUUUCGUUAAGAACGAGUUCGAGGAGGAAUUCAACAGCAUUUUGCAGAAUCCAUCAAAAGAACCGGAUCUAUCCCAUUUGCCGUACAAAAUCAUUCAACCCGAUCCAGGAUUCUGCAUCAAAACUUACAAAUUGAUCGACGAUGAAAAGCUCUUUAUCAACAUCUGCCAGUCGGACGGCAUACCACCGCCGGAAAACAUUACCACCGAACAGCUAACGACAAUUCUAAGCACCGACAGUAACACCUACAAAGUUCCAAUGAGCAUCACCGAAAUUCGUCAAACCAAAGACAAAUCGAACAAUUUGGCCCGUGUCUGUGACAUUGCCAUCAAUCCGCGUUUUUACGAGAAAAUCGAACGAAUCGAAUUGUUCCGUGAAUUUUUCUACACCAUCAUCGUCGAAGCAAUGGAAACGAAGUACAACAUCAAGGUGGACCAAUCGAAAUGGGUUGUGUUGAAGAAUCGGAAAUUUGUUGGCAGUCUGAUAUCUCAUAGGGUGCAGAAUCGCGAUGUCAAAACCGUGUUGGAAUCGUACAAAAAGCCCACAUCUGCGGACAAGAAGUUAUUGGAAGAGCUGAGCGGUAAGCCGAAAAGUAAUCUGAUCGUGGAAUUGGGAACCACCUACAACAAUGCCACGAAUCACACUACACCACAGCAUCGGCUGGCAUUGCUGCUGAGCAAUCAUUUGGUUGCCGAAUUUCUAUUACCUGGUGUUGUCAGCGACAAAGACAUCGUUCUAGACGUUGGAGAAGAUUGUAUCGUAUUGUCCUGUCCCAAACGUGCUUAUUCAAUCAAUCAAUUCUUUGACUAUAAAAUCGAUCAGAACAAAUCGUCGGCCAAAUUUGAUGACGCUUCAUCGAUUUUGACCGUCACAAUGCCGAUCUGUACUUAACUUCGUGUUUGAUGGAAGAGAAAUCCAAAAAAAAAAUUGUGAUAAAAAAUGAUGAAUAAAACGAGCCUGCAAUUUCA
Bradysia coprophila is the source of this 1131-nucleotide messenger RNA. It is a transcript of the gene Pih1D1, whose product is annotated as PIH1 domain containing 1. Gene Ontology annotation, cellular component: ribonucleoprotein complex; R2TP complex; cytoplasm. NCBI's taxonomy places the organism in Eukaryota, Metazoa, Arthropoda, Insecta, Diptera, Sciaridae. The record is from RefSeq and is a predicted model, not a curated record. Gene Ontology annotation, biological process: box C/D snoRNP assembly; rRNA processing.